Molecule: messenger RNA, 884 nt
Organism: Styela clava
Lineage: Eukaryota; Metazoa; Chordata; Ascidiacea; Stolidobranchia; Styelidae
Source: RefSeq, a predicted model, not a curated record
UACUUUACAUCUAAGUAGCUUGUUGCGUCACCAAAUCUUUCUAGAGGCAAACAUGGACUUCGUCGAAAUACUUUUCUUUAUCUCUCUUAUCUGUGGAUUGCUUGCCGAGAAAAAAAUACCCACCGGAGCUUGCGUUUCGAAGAUCGUGAAAGGAAAACUCGUCCAAGUUGGAGAUUGCGAGAAAAACGAUGGAUCAGACAUCGUCAGACUGAUCAAAAAGAGUCAUGAUGAGAAAGCUAAAAAUAAAUGUGACGUCUUAUACAAUUCAAGAUGCUACCGAGUGUUGUUGUAUGAUACAAAGAACGUCACCUUCAACGAUGCUAAAUUAAUUUGCGAAUCAAUGAACGACGGAAAACCUGCGAAUAUGUACGACUUCGCUGUUUACAAGUUGCUUCUCACUCAUGUACGUUCAGUGAUUUCUGGUGGAACAUCCAUCUGGACAGGGAUGGAGUAUAAGAACAAUCAGCUUUUGCUGUCAAGUGGAGGAGCAGUCACUCUACCAACAGAAGUGUGGCUUCCUCAUUAUCCGAAAUCUACGGCUUCGCGCAGAAAUGUUGCUGUUUAUGUCAAAAAAAAUUCAGACGAAAAAGAUCAGGGAAUAUUGAAUGUUGCCCCUAUCCAGGAAAAGCGCGGUGUCUUCUGUGAAAUAUAAAACCAAAUUAAAAUUUGACAAAACUAUGUUGACGGAUUAAAUAAUUUUCCUAACGGCAGAGUGUUAUUAUUACUUAACUUUAUUAUUACUUUACUACUAUUAACCGUAUUACCCGUGCCUUCAGUUGAUAUUCUCGUCUAUUAAAACCGUUUGCUUAGCAAAUAAAAAUCCAUAGCUGUCUCGCCCGAUGUAAUUUAUGUAUAUAACGAAACAUAAUAAUAAUAAAUAUUGA